AUGGCGGAGCUGCAGCUGGACCCGGCGAUGGCCGGGCUGGGAGGGGGUGGAGGGAGUGGGCUGAGCGACGGGGCCGGCCCGGGCCGCGGACCUCCCAGUCCUCGCCCCCCUGGCCCCACGUCCCGCGGACACAGCCGCCCGCCUGCCGCCGCGCAGCCGCUCGAGCCGGGUCCCGGACCGCCCGAACGGGCAGGGGGCGCCGGCGCGGCCCGCUGGGUCCGGCUGAACGUGGGCGGCACCUACUUCGUGACCACCAGACAGACCCUAGGCCGGGAGCCCAAGUCUUUCCUCUGCCGUCUCUGCUGCCAGGAAGACCCGGAGCUGGACUCAGACAAGGACGAGACAGGGGCCUAUCUGAUUGACAGGGACCCCACCUACUUUGGUCCUAUCCUAAACUACCUCCGCCAUGGGAAACUCAUCAUUACGAAGGAGUUGGCAGAAGAAGGUGUGCUGGAAGAGGCAGAGUUCUACAACAUCGCAUCUCUCGUGCGGCUGGUUAAGGAAAGGAUACGGGACAACGAGAACCGAACUUCACAAGGCCCCGUGAAGCACGUGUACAGAGUCCUGCAGUGCCAAGAAGAGGAGCUGACGCAGAUGGUCUCCACUAUGUCCGACGGCUGGAAAUUCGAACAGCUAAUCAGCAUCGGGUCUUCCUAUAACUAUGGAAAUGAGGACCAGGCAGAAUUCCUCUGUGUUGUCUCCAGAGAACUGAAUAAUUCUACCAAUGGCAUCGUCAUAGAGCCGAGUGAAAAGGCAAAGAUUCUUCAGGAGAGAGGAUCUCGGAUGUAAACUCCAGAAUCCUAAGCAUCAAGAGAGCAGCCCACCAGAGCGCCGCUGUGAAGUUAAACCUUGCUCCUGUACAGUAACUGAGCUACUGCAAAGCAACGCUGAGCCUGGCCCCUCAUGGAGAAUGUUCCGGUCAAACCAGAGGAACCCCCACCCCACCCACAGGAACCUGAAAACAGAUGCGACUUCGGGCUGCGAACGCCUUUCGGAAACCUGCUUUGUGUUCUUAGCCAGUGUUCUAGCAUCUCUACAACCCGCGUCGGCCGGUCCAGCUGGGGCGCUCCUGGGGAGCCGGGGAGGGGGAGGAGGGCCUGCUCCUGGGCCGCGCCUGUGCUUCCAGGAAGCAGGAGCCAGUGAGGAUUGUCUGGCUGGCCGGUUUCCCAGGUGCCAGGGUGGGCGCUGCAGCCAGCCGCUCUGGAACCCGCCUUUCCCUUCCUGCUGCACCCCGUACUAAUACAGCAGAUGCGAAGGGUCCCAGCUCCACUUGCCCCCCUGAAUUGAGGUUUUUGAUAAAGGGUAGAGUUGCUAGAGUACCCUACAUUCCUAUGAACUAAGCCUCUUUGAGGAAAGGGAGGAUAGGGUGUCCUUGCUUGUGGUCGGAGGGUGGGGAUCGCUGCCCAGUGUUUGGGGCGUUCCGCUGCUGUUGCAGUCAGCUUUGCCCCAUUGUCUCCAGUAACCUGGACCCUCUGGGUGGCUCGCUUUCUUCCUGGAGGAGGUUUGAGGCAGGCGGCAUCUGCACUGGAUUAGAUGGCAGCUUUAGGUGGUAGGCACAACUGCUUCUGUUUUCUUACCCUCCAUUGGACCAGCUUCCUUUCUUAACUUUUUAAACUGGAUUAAAGGGACUUUGGACCCUA
This is a messenger RNA of Molossus molossus (Pallas's mastiff bat), 1640 nucleotides long. It is a transcript of the gene KCTD2, whose product is annotated as potassium channel tetramerization domain containing 2. NCBI's taxonomy places the organism in Eukaryota, Metazoa, Chordata, Mammalia, Chiroptera, Molossidae. Gene Ontology annotation, biological process: proteasome-mediated ubiquitin-dependent protein catabolic process; protein homooligomerization. Gene Ontology annotation, cellular component: cytoplasm; Cul3-RING ubiquitin ligase complex. The transcript has 6 exons. Gene Ontology annotation, molecular function: cullin family protein binding. The coding region runs from base 1 to 789 and encodes 262 amino acids. The record is from RefSeq and is a predicted model, not a curated record.